AAAUAGAAACGGAUAUUUGGAAUUGUUUAAUAUAUUUAGUUUUAUCACUUAAAAAAUAGUAACAAACAAACUUAUAGUUUUAUCUACCUUUUUUCAGUAAAUUGGAUGCAAUUUGUUGUGCAAAUUUUUUAAUUCUAGAUAUAUUAUUACAAAUGGAGAGUCUACCGUUAUAUUUAGUAGAUGAAAGAAUCAAGACUUUCAAAAUGUGGCCCUAUAACGAGAAAAACCAGUGUAAUAUUCGUAAUAUGGCAGAGGCAGGGUUCUAUUCAGUUGCUACUGGUAAUGAAGAUGCAGACGCUGCGAAGUGUUUUCUUUGUGGAAAAGAGUUAGAUGGUUGGGAACCCAGCGAUGACCCUUGGGCAGAACACAAAAGUCACGCAGCUAAAUGUGCCUUUGUACAAAUAGGGAAGAAGGAAGAUGAUCUAUUGCUAUCAGAGUUCCUUUCUAUUGUAAAACAAUAUAUGAUCAAUAAGACAAAGCAGUUAGCAGAAGUCACAAAGGAACAAAUUGAGGAAAAAUCCAAGACUAUUAGAAGACGAUGCAUAACUAGAAAGUGAAUAAUUAAGAUAAAUGUACAUUAAGAUUGUGUAAAGUAUUGUUUAGUGAUUUUAACUGUAUGUAAACAAUAAAACUAUAUUUUUUUAAAUUGAGCUGUAAUAUUUUAUUUUAAAUACAAAUAUUCAUGGA
This is a messenger RNA of Diatraea saccharalis (sugarcane borer), 687 nucleotides long. Lineage: Eukaryota; Metazoa; Arthropoda; Insecta; Lepidoptera; Crambidae. The record is from the annotation of a GenBank genome assembly.